GGAUCGCACGGAGUCAGACACGACUGAAGUGACUUAGCAGUAGGGUAGGGAAAGCUAAAAUGAGUUGAGACAUGGGCUUGGGGGCUCAAUUUUCUCAAGUGGUUGAACCCAGAAAAAUGGGUGUGGCCUCUGGUGAUCCCUUUGCCUCCUCUUGUCUGCAUAUGUACAAGAAAAAUGUUAAACCUCAGUCAGUCUCUCUUUGACUGUCUAUGGCUCACUCUCUGUCUGUCUCUCUUCAAGGAGGGGGAAUGAGAAGCAAUGGGGAGGGGUGACUUCCACCUGCUGGAAGCCCAGGCAAGGCUGGGAGGUGAAGGACAGGAAACAGAUUUUAGAUGCUGCUCAGCUUCUGGCCUGAGGGAGUCACAUCCAGGGGGCUCACACAGCACAGAAGCUUCUGCUCCUUUCUGUCCUGCUCCAAGCCCAGGUUCCCUGCUGGGUCAACAGUGGAUGGAGAUGAGUCCGUGAGCUGGAGAGAAGCUAGGUUCUGAAGAACAGGGAGAAAGACCUGUUGGGAGAGAGGGGCCCGUGAUGGCUGGAUGCAUUUAUAACUUGGCCCAGGAUGCAAGUUCACAGCCAGGGUUCCAGGCACCCUGACCUGUGAUGAUCCACUGAGAUAGAGAGACGGUCUUUCUUACACUGCAGCUCCCAACUCCCUCUAGAUUGUUACUGGUUCCAUCCCCCAAAUGUUUCCCUCCAGUGACUCAGGGAGCUCAGGGCCUCCAAUAUGUUGAACUGGCUCAGCCCUUCAGUUCCCCAGCUCCUCCCUGGCGCUUUGUGUUCUCAGCAUGAUUCUCCAGGUUCCUGUGGGUGCCUGUAGGAUUCUGGUGAUGGGGAAGCAGAAGACAGUGAUGAGGGCUUCCCAGACUAGAGGAAGGAAGGAGCGAAUCCUGCUGGAGGGUUGUGCUCAGGUGUGUUUGCCUUGCAGCCAGGAGAGAAGCCCAAGGACAGUCCCUUUCUGCUCCCCCGUCACAUCUUCCUCUCCUCCCUCCAGCUGUGUCUCACAAACCCAGCCCUCCUCCACUUUGUGCCCCAACCUUGAACCUGAGUGUUUGAUUUGGAACAGGAAGACAGAGGCUGACGUGCACCACUUAAAGUCCAGGUUUCUACCUCAGUCCCACCUCCCAAGCCUGGUUUGACCAUUGCCUGCACCCAACCUCCACUCCCUGCCAAUCCCUUCUCCUUGGCUGCUUGUCUUGAAUUUACCCAUCAUGCCACUGCCCAGAAGGACCACCCAGAGCCAGGAACCUCCAGAGACUGAAAGAGGCAUUGAGUACCCAGGUCCUGUCUGUCUGUCUAUCUUGCAUUCUGCAUUCCGAUUGAAGAGGCUGAGGACAACCAGGAGUUUUAGAGAUGUUCAUCUUCAUUUUUCUGUCCUUGUGGACUCCUCUGGUGAUAGGUAGGGAGGAAGGUGGUGCUGGGAAUGAGGAGGGAUUUGGGAAGCAAUGUCAUCCCAGCCUGCCUCCCCGCUGCCCCUCCGGAUCCCCCAGUGUCCAGCCCUGGACAUACCCUGACCACAGCCAGCUAUUUGCAGACCUGAGCCAAGAAGAGCUGACGACUGUGAUGAGCUUCCUGACCCAGAAGCUGGGGCCAGACCUGGUGGAUGCAGCCCAGGCCCGACCCUCAGACAACUGUGUCUUCUCAGUAGAGCUGCAGCUGCCCCCCAAGGAGGCAGCCCUGGCCCACCUGGACAGGGGGAGCCCCCCACCUGCCCGGGAGGCACUGGCCAUCGUCUUCUUUGGCGGACAACCCCAGCCCAAUGUGACUGAGCUGGUGGUGGGGCCGCUGCCCCAGCCCUCCUACAUGCGGGAUGUGACCGUGGAGCGUCAUGGGGGCCCCCUGCCCUACUACCGACGCCCCGUGCUUCUGCGAGAGUACCUGGACAUAGACCAGAUGAUCUUCAACAGAGAGCUGCCCCAGGCUGCAGGUGUCCUCCACCACUGCUGCUCCUACAGACAAGGAGGAGGGAACCUGGUGACCAUGAACUCAGCUCCCCGUGGCGUGCAGUCAGGGGACAGGGCCACGUGGUUUGGCCUCUACUACAACAUUUCUGGGGCUGGGUUCUUCCUGCACCCCGUGGGGUUGGAGCUUCUGGUAGACCAUAAGGCUCUGGACCCUGCCCAAUGGACCAUCCAGAAGGUGUUCUUUCAAGGUCGCUACUAUGAGAGUCUGGCCCAGCUGGAGGAGCAGUUUGAGGCUGGCCAGGUGAAUGUGGUGGUGAUCCCAAACAAUGGCACAGGUGGGUCCUGGUCCCUGAAGUCCCAGGUGCCCCCGGGUCCAACUCCCCCUCUGCAGUUCCAUCCUCAGGGGCCCCGCUUCAAGAUCCAGGGCAAUCGAGUUUCCUCCUCAUUGUGGACUUUCUCCUUUGGCCUUGGAGGUUUCAAUGGUCCUAGGAUCUUCGACAUCCGCUUCCAAGGGGAGAGAAUUGCGUAUGAAGUUAGUGUCCAGGAGGCCUUGGCCAUCUAUGGUGGAAAUUCUCCUUCUGCCUUGAGAGGCCGAUAUGCAGAUGCCAACUUUGGUUUGGGGUACUUUUCCACACCACUGAGCCGAGGGGUGGACUGUCCCUAUCUGGCUACCUACGUGGACUGGCAUUUCCUUCUGGAGUCCCAAGCCCCCAAGACACUACGAGACGCCUUUUGUGUGUUUGAGCAGAACAAGGGCCUGCCCCUAAGGCGACACCACUCAGAUUUUCUUUCCCACUAUUUUGGGGGCGUUGUGGAGACAGUGCUGGUCUUCAGGUCUGUGUCCACGAUGCUCAACUAUGACUAUGUGUGGGAUAUGAUCUUCCACCCCAAUGGGGCCAUAGAAGUCAAAUUCCAUGCCACGGGCUACAUCGGCUCAGUGUUUCUCUUUGGUGAUGCCCGAAGAUACGGAAACCAGGUUCGGGAGAACACACUGGGCACCAUCCACACCCACAGUGCCCACUACAAGGUGGAUCUGGACGUGGGAGGACUGAAAAACUGGGUCUGGGCUGAAGACAUGGCUUUUGUCCCCACGGCGAUACCCUGGAGCCCCGAGCACCAGAUACAGAGGCUGCAGGUGACCCGGAAGCAGCUGGAGACCGAGGAGCAGGCCGCCUUCCCCCUGGGAGGGGCCUCCCCUCGCUACCUGUACCUGGCCAGCAAGCAGAGCAACAAGUGGGGGCACCCUCGGGGCUACCGCAUCCAGACGGUCAGCUUUGCUGGGGAGCCACUGCCCCAGAACAGCUCCAUGGAGAGAGCCUUCAGCUGGGCAAGGUACCAGCUGGCCGUGACCCAGCGGAAGGAGGGGGAGCCCAGCAGCACCAGCAUCUAUAAUUUGAAUGACCCCUGGAGCCCCACCCUGGACUUCAGUGACUUCAUCAACAAUGAGACCAUUGCUGGGCAAGACUUGGUGGCCUGGGUGACAGUCGGUUUCCUGCACAUCCCACAUGCAGAGGACAUUCCCAACACGGUGACAGUGGGGAAUGGUGUGGGCUUCUUCUUGCGACCCUACAACUUCUUUGACCAGGAGCCCUCCAUGGAUUCUGCUGACUCCAUCUACUUUCGGGAAGACCAGGAUGCUGGGUCCUGUGAGGUCAACUCCUUGGCUUGCCUGUCCCAGGCUCCUGCCUGUGUCCCUGACCUCCCUACCUUCUCCCAUGGGGGCUUCUCCCACAACCAGGUGAUUCUUGGAAUGGGGAAUGUGGCUGGGGCCCCAGAGCCAGGGAGUGUGGAGACAGGAGGGGAUGGGCACUGAGCUGGGGAGCCUGUGCCCUCUUCUCCCUCCUCACACCCCGAGGUCCUCUCUUUCCCAUCAUCCUUCCUUGCCUCCUCUCCCUGCUGGGAGCAUCCUGAAUCUGUGAUGCCUGAGACAGGAGCUUCUCAGUUCUGUGGAUCCCAACCUGCUGGGUUCCUGUCACAGAAAGGAAAGGAAUUGCCAGCAAGGAUUCUGGAGUCAUGGCUAUACUUUCCCCAGAAGGCUAUUUUUUUUAAGUUUUUAAAAAUCUUAUUCUUUAAAUAAGAUAUGAUUCAUAUACCAUGAAGUUCAUGCUUUUAACAUGUACAAUUUAAUGGGUUUUAAUAUAUUCAUAAAGUUGCAUAACCAUGACUACUAUCUAAUUCUAGAACAUUUUCAUCACCCCACAAAUAAACUCCAAAUUGUGUUAACUAUACUUUCUAUUUGCCUCCAACCCCUUCCCAAUUCUACAUAACCACUAAACCUUUCUGUCACGACAAAUGUGCCUAGAUCCUGGAAAUUUCACAUAAUAGAUUCAGGCAAUGAGUGGUCUUUUGUGGUUGGCUUCUUUCCCUCAGUGUAGCAUUUCUGAGGGACAUCCAUGCUGUAGCGUGAGUCAGUACAUUACUUUAUGGCCAAACAAUAUUCCAUUAUAUGAAUAGACCAUACUAUGUUUCCACUUUUUGGUUAUGAUGGAUAAUGCUGCUCUGAACAUGGAUAAUGCUGCUAUUGUGUACAA
Capra hircus (goat) is the source of this 4432-nucleotide messenger RNA. RefSeq names its product primary amine oxidase, lung isozyme-like. NCBI's taxonomy places the organism in Eukaryota, Metazoa, Chordata, Mammalia, Artiodactyla, Bovidae. The coding region runs from base 1351 to 3714 and encodes 787 amino acids. Gene Ontology annotation, biological process: amine metabolic process; response to antibiotic. Gene Ontology annotation, molecular function: copper ion binding; primary methylamine oxidase activity; quinone binding. The transcript is spliced from 4 exons. The record is from RefSeq and is a predicted model, not a curated record. Gene Ontology annotation, cellular component: early endosome; endoplasmic reticulum; Golgi apparatus.